This is a messenger RNA of Acanthopagrus latus (yellowfin seabream), 1984 nucleotides long. RefSeq names its product rho-related GTP-binding protein RhoA-D. Gene Ontology annotation, biological process: small GTPase-mediated signal transduction. Gene Ontology annotation, cellular component: neuron projection. The record is from RefSeq and is a predicted model, not a curated record. The transcript is spliced from 6 exons. Gene Ontology annotation, molecular function: GTP binding; GTPase activity. Bases 343 to 924 code for a protein of 193 amino acids. Lineage: Eukaryota; Metazoa; Chordata; Actinopteri; Spariformes; Sparidae.
GACUGCCGGUAAGGCGCAUGCUAAGAGCAGGCCAACACCCCACUACAAUUUGUUUGGAGGCAGUUACUGUACUUCUGACGCGUGACAACAUUUAUUCGAUAUCUUUAGUCACUACUUACUCUGCAGGUUUCAUGCUGCAUCAGAGCCAAAGUAGCAUAUUUUAUAAUUAUUUUACAGUUGGUAGUAGAGGAACGAGCUGGCUAACGUUAAUGUUGUGGAAGAAGGUUUUUAACAGCGUAUUCCUGACUGAAAUGUGAAGUCUUAGAGACGAGGAGACACAACAAACCGCAAGGUCAGGCUGGUGAAUUGGAGGAGCUGGGAGAUGGAUGAAUACAGAAAACUAUGGCAGCCAUCAGGAAGAAGUUGGUGAUAGUUGGAGAUGGUGCAUGUGGAAAGACCUGCCUGCUCAUUGUCUUCAGUAAGGACCAGUUCCCAGAGGUCUACGUCCCCACUGUGUUUGAGAACUACAUCGCUGAUAUUGAAGUAGAUGGCAAACAGGUGGAGUUAGCGUUGUGGGAUACAGCUGGUCAGGAGGACUAUGACAGACUGAGGCCUCUCUCCUACCCUGACACAGACGUCAUCCUCAUGUGCUUCUCCAUAGACAGCCCCGACAGUUUAGAGAACAUUCCUGAGAAAUGGACGCCUGAAGUGAAACAUUUUUGUCCCAACGUCCCGAUCAUUCUGGUGGGUAACAAGAAGGACCUGAGGAAUGAUGAACACACACGCAGGGAGCUGGCCAAAAUGAAACAGGAGCCAGUUAAAUCUGAGGAGGGCAGAGACAUGGCCAACCGCAUCAGUGCCUUUGGCUACCUGGAGUGCUCCGCCAAGACCAAGGACGGCGUGAGGGAGGUGUUCGAGAUGGCCACCAGAGCAGCGCUGCAGGUCCGCAAGCGCAAGAAGAGGGGCGGCUGCCAACUACUGUGAAAGGAGUUUGUUGGCCAAUCAGCACCAGAGGGAGGACUCCCCCCUUUCUACACUUAGUGAAACCUUAAAUCAAUGGCUUCCGUGGACUAUACUUACUUCACAGAUGCAGAUACGCCACAGAAGAAUAUGAAAGACUGACACACCUGUUUAAAAGCAAAACAAAUCAGCCUUUUUUUAAAAAAAGAAAAAAACCUCUGCUACUUACACACUGUCAGUUUUGUUUCUGUUUUGCAGUUUUUUUUUUCUCUGCCAGCUUGUUUGUGUGAAGGACCUGCCCCUCUUCCUCCUAUAUGAAUGUAUGUUUGUAUUUAUACGUGCAUAUACUUUACAAAUAUAUCAUGGAUCUGCCUCUGUGUUAUGAUUGUUUACAGAGAAGGGUCUUAUAGUUCACAUGCCCACUGACUGUGCCGCUCUCACGGCUGCGGGUUGCUGACAGUUUUGCUUUAGUAUGAAACCCCUUCUUCUCUUGCAUAAACCCCUCCUUCAGACACAAUCCAUCUAUUUCUCACACCACUAUUAAUUUUACACCCUUGCCGUCCUAUUUCACCAACUGCUGAUUCAGAAGUGAUCUGUGUCUCCCCCCACCGCCCAGCUUUCUCUUCUGACACGGAGGACUAAAUUUAGAGAGUCUUGUCACUGCAUUAAUCCACUGAAACCUACAUAUACUGAAGCAGUAGCAACUGUGUGCUGAGAGGUUUUGGGCUGCACCUCACUCCAUCUCUCUUCUGUGGUGAUAGCUUAAACUGGCACUGGAGACAGUGGUCUAUUGUCAGACACAAUGCCCUCAGUCACGCUCACACUGGUCUGACAGACUUGCCUCUACCAAGACGUCACCAACUCCUCCCUCCCCCAAACAAACCUCCUGUCUGACCUCUGUACUGUCGAUUCAGAUCCAGUAUACAGUCUUUACGUCUCACUGGUUUUUCUGAAGUGCACACUGUAAUAUACAGGUUGGAUAAUGAUGCACACUUUAUACAGCCAUCUUGAUAUUCAGACAGGUCUACAAAGAUCCAUUCUGUGUAUGAGAUUUAUUAAAUAAAAUCUUCAACUGACAACUUUA